GUAUACAUUGUGCUUGUAAAUGUAAACAUAUAUACAUGGUCAUGGAGAUAGAAAUAUCAUCAACAAUAGCAAGAGAUGUGGAGGUUGGGGAAGGAGCGGCGGCAUUCCUAGCGUGGGAGGACUUGACGGCCCUCCUCCCCAACUCCGGCAAUGGCCCCACCAGAAGGUUGCUCAAUGGCUUAACCGGUUUUGCCCUUCCCGGCAGAAUCAUGGCCGUUAUGGGCCCUUCCGGCUCCGGCAAGACCACCUUUCUUGAUUCUCUUGCAGGAAGACUUUCAGGAAACGUGGUAACUUCUGGGAACGUUCUUCUCAAUGGAAAGAUAAAAAAGUCUCUUCACUAUGGCAUUGUUGCUUAUGUAAGCCAAGAAGACGUGGUUUUAGGGACUCUAACAGUGAAAGAAAGCAUCGCAUAUUCAGCUUCCCUGAGGCUUCCCAGCAGUGCCACCAAGCAAGAGACUGCGGAGCUAAUCGAAAACACCAUCGCCGAAUUAGGAUUGGAGGACUGCGCUGAUCACCUCAUCGGAAACUGGCAUUUGAGAGGGAUCAGCGGCGGCGAGAAGAAGCGGCUGAGAAUCGCCCUCGAGAUCAUAACGCAGCCGCACCUUCUCUUCCUCGACGAGCCCACCACCGGCCUAGACAGCGCCUCCGCCUUCUUUGUCGCGCAGUCUCUCAGAAGCAUCGCCCGCCGCCGCAGAACCAUCAUCACCACCAUUCACCAGCCCAGCACUGAGGUUUUCUCUCUCUUUGAUGAUCUCUUGCUGCUCUCCUCCGGCCAAACCGUCUACUUUGGAGAGGCCGCACCCGCACUUGAGUUCUUUGCUGAAGCGGGAUUUCCAUGUCCGCAGACGAGGAGCCCUUCCGAUCAUUACCUUCGCUGUAUCAACGCAGACUUUGACUACGUUAAUAUAGGAUCGCAGAGGAUAAUAGGAACCCAAGAUAUGCAUUUAACCACAGCAGAGAUCAGAGCCAAGCUUCAACACAAAUACCAAAAUUCCAAACUCGCUGAAAGAGUCCGAGCAAAGAUCAAACACUUCUCUGUUACUCAAGGAUUAGUGCAUGAGGAAAUUAGUAGAGGGAGCCAUGCAAGAUGGAGGAAGCAACUUAUGGUUUUGAUAAAGCGGUCGUUCACAAACAUGUCUCGAGAUUUUGGGUAUUACUGGCUUCGAAUUCUGAUCUAUAUUAUGGUGUCUCUUUGUGUGGGUUCAGUCUUCCACGAUGUUGGAUCUGGUUAUCAUGCUAUUAUGGCUAGAGGAGCAUGUGGUGGCUUUGUCUCUGGUUUUAUGACAUUCAUGGCCAUUGGAGGCUUCCCAUCAUUCAUCGAAGAAAUUAAGGUAUUCAACAAAGAAAGGCUCAACGGACAUUAUGGUGUAGGAGUGUACAUACUAUCUAACUUCAUCUCUUCGUUUCCUUUCUUGAUUGUGAUGUCAUUCAGUUCUGUGUGUAUUAUAUACUUGAUGGUGAAGUAUCACCCUGGCUUCUCCCACUUCAUGUACGCUUUCAUCGACCUUCUUCUCUCCAUCUCCGUCGUUGAGAGCUGCAUGAUGGUGGUCGCCGCCCUCGUCCCCAAUUUCCUGAUGGGAGUCGUUGUCGGCGCAGGUUUCAUUGGCAUCAUGAUGGCUACAGCUGGUUUUUUCCGACUGCUUCCUGAUCUUCCUUUGAUAUUUUGGAAAUAUCCCAUCUCUUACAUCAACUACAUGGCUUGGGGCCUACAAGGGGCCUAUAAAAACGACAUGAUCGGGAUGGAGUUCGAGGGUCCAGUUGAGGGGCAACCGAAGCUAAAGGGGGAAUAUGUUCUAAGCUCAUUGCUAGGAAUAUCUCUACAACACUCAAAAUGGUGGGAUUUGGGUGCCGUUGCAGUCAUUUUGGUAGCCUACAGAUUGUUGUUCUUCAUAAUACUCAAGUUGAAGGAGGGAGCGAUGCCUGUGUUUCAUACUUACUAUACAAAGAGAACUCUUCACCAUCUCAGGCGCCGGCCUUCCUUUCGGAGACCGCUGCCUUUCCCUUCUUCUCCCAAGAGGCAUUCAUUGUCUUCUCAAGAGGGUCUCAACUCCCCACUUCACUCAACCUAGCUCCCACUUUCUUAUUAACAUUAUUUAGUUUUUAAUGCAUGUAACACUUCCCUCUCUUUUAUAUAUAUAAUAUGCAGAUUAUAAAUUUCUUAG
This is a messenger RNA of Salvia splendens (bonfire salvia), 2162 nucleotides long. RefSeq names its product ABC transporter G family member 15. The transcript has 8 exons. The record is from RefSeq and is a predicted model, not a curated record. Gene Ontology annotation, molecular function: ABC-type transporter activity; ATP hydrolysis activity; ATP binding. The coding region runs from base 36 to 2069 and encodes 677 amino acids. Lineage: Eukaryota; Viridiplantae; Streptophyta; Magnoliopsida; Lamiales; Lamiaceae. Gene Ontology annotation, cellular component: membrane.